This is a messenger RNA of Clupea harengus (Atlantic herring), 4066 nucleotides long. RefSeq lists its product as uncharacterized. NCBI's taxonomy places the organism in Eukaryota, Metazoa, Chordata, Actinopteri, Clupeiformes, Clupeidae. The record is from RefSeq and is a predicted model, not a curated record.
UUGUUAACCGUUUUCUCAUGUCAGUUUCUGUACACAAAGUGACUCUUUAUGUGGCUUUGUGAAAUUUAAAACGGUGCAAAUGCUGUUUUUUAAUGAACCUGGUCUGAACUUAAGAGGGCAGUGUGUGUCAUUUUAUUGGAUGUAUGAAAGAGUGGUAAAUGUUACAGUGCUUCUGCAGUGAGUUUGAAGGCGUGUCUGCCAGUGUGCCCCGUCCCUCUCUUCCCCUGCCCAGAACAUAUUACGCACGGAGGUGACAGCAGUCAGUAGUUGAGGUGCGGUAAUGGCAAGUAACUUCCGUCGUCUCCCGCAAGUGGGUAGUAUACGAAUAGUUAUUUCUUAAAACAUUUGAAAAUCUAACAAAGCUACAAGAACGACAACCAAUCACAGGCUGUUGUUAUACAGGGUACAGUUGCAGGCACCGGGUGAAACACGUGGCAUUUUGUAUUCGCUGGGAAACCAAUGCAAUUCGGUUCUAACAGAACAUCGUCGAGCUAGCUCUCGUCUCUUCUUUUGGGACACUAAACCCAUUUAUUUAUAGUGCCAACGACCGCCUACCAACACCUACAACAUUAACUCUCCGGGGACCUAGGAGGACUUGAAAACAGGAAUAUUCCAUAGCCUAAUUCUUUCUUAAAAUGAAGUCAACGGCGACAAUUGCGCUCUGCGCACUACUGGUCCUUGCCUACUGUUCGCGCUCGAGAGGUGAUCACCACGCUGCUGCUCUAGGCACAGCACCCCUCCACACCACCAGCACCACCACCACCACCACCACCACCACCUCCCAGUCCUCCACCCCCCACAGAGGAGAUGUAGACGCCAUCCCAGAAACCACUACUGCUGUCGUCCAGAAGCCCUCACUGAACCUCAGCAGCUCGAUGGCUCCUGUUCUCAAGUCCUCGCCAACCAAUGCCAGUGAGACAGAUAAGCAUGUCGCCAAUGCCAGCGCUGAUGCCAGCAGCAACAGCAACAGCACCAGCACCAAUGUCACCCACCCAGCUCUCGCCCCUCCACUGACUACCAACCAGACUGGCACCCUGGCACCUGCUCCCACGGUGACAGAUGGCCCAGCUGUCACCACAGCCGGCGUCGGGACCGAUGCACCGUCCCAAACAGGAAGUGCCGCCGUCGCCCUGGGAAAUCAAACACAGCCAUCCAAGGGAACCGACUUGUUACCCGAGGACAACCGUACCCUCUCCACCUCUCCACCCACCAAGGCAGCCCCUGCCACCGCAGGCCCACCGGCCACCACCCAGCUCCCCAGAGCAGAGACUCCACCCUCCAUCACAACCACAACCCCACCCACUCCUGCUGCUCCCAUCGUCCCCCAGAGCAGCCCAGUUCCCGGGCAUAAGAAGCCCACGAGUAGUAGCAGCAUCAGCAGCAGUACAACCACCAUCACCGCUAAGGCUUCUUCUACCACCCCCACCACCACCACCUCCACCAUAGCUACAUCAACAACCACAACCAGCCCAGCAACAGCACCAGGCCACGUAACCACCAGCACCCUCGCCCGGGCAGCCAUUUCAGAGCUCAACGUAGGAGAUGAUGACAACAAAGGAGGCCCUGAUCCAUUGCUCGCUGGCCUGGUGUCUGUUUUUGUUGUCGCCGCGGCCAUUGUCUCCCUCCUGGUGUUCCUGAAGUUCCGUCAUCGGAAUGAGCGCCCAGAGUUCCGCAGGCUCCAGGAUCUUCCCAUGGAUGACAUGAUGGAGGAUACGCCCCUCUCCAUGUACAGCUACUGACGGAGCCCUACCUCUCACCUAGUCAAGACUCUCCCUGAUACUCCCCUCUCCAUGUACAGCUACUGAUGGAGCCCUACCUCUCACCUAGUCAAGACUCUCACGCAGGCUCCCGUCGAGCCGUUCCCUUUUACCCAACAUUCCCUGCUUUAGAAAACAAAAAUACCACCCUCCCAAUCCCCCCCAAAAAUCAGCUUUUAGUAUGUGUUACUAUGUUCAGCCAGCAGGGACACUAGUGAGCAGCGCUGCAAGGCGGCACCUCCGCCUCCCUCUCUGCCCCGUCUACGUAGCCCAGGCGCAUGCCCUCCUAAACAAGCGUGCUGUUCACGCAACAGGCCUGGAAGGGAACCGGCUUGAAACGUGGCCACAGACUUUGUGCAGCCGAAUCCUGACCUUCAAUCAGUGUUCUAGCGCCCCCUGCAGUUGGGAGGCUGGCUGUUUUCCCCCCCAGCUCUCUAGAGUCCCUGGCAGCCCUGUCUCUCUAUAAUUGACUGCUACUGGAGCAGUGACUUGCUGGCUUAAGGGACUUUUCUUUCUGGAAGUUAUGUUUUUUCCAGAUAUUUUGAUGAUGAAGAGAAAAAUGUCUGUUACACCAAAAACUCGUCACCGCAGGACGAUGUUUUUGUGGAAUACCAGGAGACCAAAGUCUGCGUGCAGGAUGGCAGAUGGCGGCCGGCUCAGAUUCUGUCCAGCUACCUACAGUGUUGCCAAACAGUGUGUGUUUAAACUACACAACCCACAAUUCCUCAGUGUGAUCCAAGAACACAGGAACGAAUCAAGUAAUUCUAGGUUGUUUUGAGCCAGGUUGGUUAUCAGUAGAAAGAGUGUAACCAGUACAUGUGCAAAACUUGGAUAUAGCAAAACCUCUUCAAUCAGGAAAAAGAAUUUCAGAAUAUUGCCAUAAGUCAUUAGUGAAAUCAAACCAAAGGAGAUUUGUGCCUUUCACACUGGUUCUUUGAGACAGAUAAGUAAUGAACCUGUAGCUACAAAAUGGAAAUGUUUUCCAUCGUUGCUGCUGGCAUGGUAGUUUGAGCAGAGUGCACAGUGUUGGUCAUAUGCCAAAUACCCAGUCAAUGAUUUUGUCUACGACAAAGAUUUUCCCAAGGAAGUAUAACAUUGACCAGGUCUGGCGGGUUUUACUCAAGGAGGAUCAGCAGGUAGCUGAGUACUUUCUGGUUGUAAUGGAAAGACACUGGGUUGUGUGUGACAACUCAUGUUGGAAGCAGUUCCUCUUUCUUGGUUCAGUUAUUUGACAGGUUAGUGUUUUUGUUUGUCAUUUUAAUUUACCAGAGCAUUCAGUGCUUAUUUAAAAAAUAUAUAUAUAUUUCUUAACCUAGGAUGCAGCAAACCUUUCCCAACUUACAAGCCUGAAACCGUAAUCUUUUUCAUUCUACAGAUAAGUACUACCAAGGCCAUAUAUCAUUAAAUCACCUCCCUUGCAGUUGGAAGGUUCAUGUCUCCACCAGUACAUCAGCUCAGAUGUGUCUGGGGUGUGUUGUUACAUGCCUUCCCAAGCUGCCAGAGGAAUCCACAGUAUUAGGCAUUACUUCUGCUGUCUGUCAUUUGGUCAGAGAUAGAACAUGUAGCCACAGACUAGCAACCUCCAAAUCCCUACUGUACAUUUUGUUCCCACAUGUGAAGAUGAACACUUCACUGGACAGUCAUUUGGCCUCACUUAGGCCAGCGGUCAGAAAAAUGGAUCCAUGAAUCGAUGAUGGUGUACAGUUGUUCAUGAAAAUUAAGUGUGGUUCAAGUGAUGAGGCCAUGGAAAAAGAACAGUCAGCUUUACAAAACAGUUUAUUAAUCCAGACUGUAAACUAACACUGUUAAACAGGUUAACCUGGCACAAUGUACAGUGUUGCUGACAAACUAACUAGCCGUUUAAUGUCCAGUCUGUGUCGAUGCACAUCGGAGCAACUCUCCCACACAAUGCUACACUUCUCAGCUGUUUAUUUCUAAGUCCUUCUCCUGGCUCUCUGAACUCGACUGUAAAGCCAUGUUCUUACUGUUUGGUUUGCUAUCAAAAUCCAGGAAUUCCAACAACAAAGAUAUUUAAAUAGCAAAAUCUCCUCUUGAGCACUGCCUCUUUGUGUUCAUUGAUGGUUCAAUAAUGACUGGUAAAUAAUUUAGAAGGCUGCAUAUGAUUUUAUGUUGAUGUUGGUAAUUGGAUCCUAAAAUGUGUAAAGCCAGUUGUGUUAUCUUUGUAGAUUGCAGCUCCAGAUUAAAAAAGUGCCAAAUUGUGUUCUGUAUUUUGAGGUUUUGCUGUAGAAUACAGGAAUGUCUGUUAUUUGUGACUUUUUUUUAUUAUUAAAAAAAGACAAAAAAAAUAA